This is a messenger RNA of Pteronotus mesoamericanus, 1494 nucleotides long. It is a transcript of the gene ARHGAP8, whose product is annotated as Rho GTPase activating protein 8. Gene Ontology annotation, cellular component: cytoplasm. The record is from RefSeq and is a predicted model, not a curated record. Bases 52 to 1494 code for a protein of 480 amino acids. Gene Ontology annotation, biological process: negative regulation of endocytic recycling; small GTPase-mediated signal transduction. Gene Ontology annotation, molecular function: GTPase activator activity. The transcript has 13 exons. NCBI's taxonomy places the organism in Eukaryota, Metazoa, Chordata, Mammalia, Chiroptera, Mormoopidae.
UCCCGGGUGAGGCACCUGCGGAGUUUGCAGCCAGGGCGUCGGAAGGACCCCAUGCCUGCAUCCCUAAGAGGUGGCCUCGCGACGGAGUUCCCAGGCCACGCUGCCCACCAGCAGAGCAUGUCCCAGCUGGACCCGGAGGAGCUGGCCGAAAUAGAGCUGCGGAGAGAUGAGGAGGAGGCGGCUGUGCUGGGCACAGUGAGAAGGCCCUCGGUGGCACCCGUGGCAGGACAGGAGCCCGCGCUGAGCAUGCACCACCCCUUCUACGACGUGGCCAGGCACGGCAUUCUGCAGGUGGCAGGGGAGGACUGCUUCGGGAGACGCAUCGUCACCUUCAGCUGCUGCCGGAUGCCCCCCUCGCACGAGCUCAACCACCGGCGCCUGCUAGAGUAUUUGAAGUACACGCUGGACCAGCACGUGGAGAGCGAUUACAUCAUCGUCUACUUCCACUACGGGCUGAACAGCCGCAACAAGCCGUCCCUGCAGUGGCUGCAGAGCGCCUACCGGGACUUCGACAGGAAGUACAAGAAGAACUUGAAGGCUCUCUACGUCGUACACCCCACCAACUUCAUCAAAGUCCUGUGGAACGUCUUCAAACCCCUCAUCAGUCACAAGUUUGGGAAAAAAGUCACCUAUUUCAACUCUCUGAGUGAGCUCCGUGUGCACCUCAGAUGUGACCAGCUGGCCAUCCCCCCGGAAGUCGUGCGGUACGACGAGAAGCUCCGGAACCUACGCAAGGGCGGGCCGCUCCCACCCACCAAGACGCCGCCGCCCCGGCCCCCUCUGCCCACGCAGCAGUUUGGCGUCAGUCUGCAGUACCUCAGAGACAAAAACCACGGCGAGCUCAUCCCCCCCGUGCUGAGGUUCACGGUGACAUACCUGAGAGAGAAAGGACUCCGCACAGAGGGCCUGUUCCGGCGAUCGGCCAGCGUCCAGACCGUCCGCGAGAUCCAGCGGCUCUACAACCAAGGCAAGCCCGUGAACUUCGACGACUAUGGAGACGUCCACGUCCCUGCCGUGAUCCUGAAGACCUUCCUGCGGGAGCUGCCCCAGCCGCUGCUGACCUUCAAAGCCUACGAGCAGAUCCUGGGGAUCACCAGUGUGGAGAGCAGCCUGCGUGUGACCCGCUGCCGCCAGAUCCUGCAGACCCUCCCGGAGCACAACUACGCUGUGCUCAGCUACCUCAUGGGCUUCCUGCACGAGGUGUCCCGGGAGAGCAUCUUCAACAAGAUGAACAGCUCCAACCUGGCCUGUGUCUUCGGGCUGAAUUUAAUCUGGCCGUCCCAGGGGGCCGCCUCCCUGAAUGCGCUGGUGCCCCUGAACCUGUUCACCGAACUGCUGAUCGAACACCAUGGGAAGGUCUUCAGCGCCCAGGGAGCCCGCGGGGAGCCGGGCGCCGGCUCGGCAGGGCAGGAGAGCAGGGCGGCUGCUUCCCCAGAGGCCUCGCCAUGCCCGGUGCACCUCGGUCCCCUGGCAACCGCCGGGAGCCUCCGCUAG